AACCAAUCAACGGUCGCGGCUCUAUAUUCGAACGUCAGCUCGCGGAGGAGAGCAGAGAGUCGGAUAUAGAUAUAGUGUGUUAAAAUCACGGUUUAAAUGGGUUAUAAUGCGCUUUAACUUUAGUAACUAACGCGUUUUGUUACACACCAAAAGCUUGGCGAUAUCCACGUGUCGGUAAAAUACAUGUUACGUUGUUUUCUAUGACGCUGGACUGCAUCUACUGAAGAUUACUGGCAUGCUAACCUAGCUAGCACGUUAGCUCAGUGGUUUGUUUUGCUGAGGUGUUCAGCAGCUGUUGAUAAGUUGGAUAACGUGGAUAACUAAUCAAACCUCCUGAGCCAUGGUGAAAGAACGGAUCCAGAAGAAGUCCUUCCAGCAGAGUCUGGAGGACAUAAAGGAGAGGAUGAAGGAGAAGAGGAACAAGCGGCUGGAUCGGGCUUCAUCUUCCAGCAAAGGACGGUCCAAAAUGAUAAACAACAGCAGCAGUGUGGUUAACUCCAUUCACACCAUCCUGAAGGGUGUCCAGCUGAACAACAAGGAACUGGCUGUAACCCUGCAAGCUGAAAAGGAAAAAGGGAGACAUGCCAAUGCAGUGAUCCUGCAGCUGAAAAGGGAGCAACAGGCGCUGUUCCUUCACCUACUUCUGCUCAAGAAGAAGCUCAAAGAGCAGGAAGCUCUGGCAGUCAGUGCUACAGAGACUAAACCUCCAAACAUCCUUGUUGAACCCAAACACCAUGUGGAUUCGGCAAGGAGAAAGCGGACCAGCCAGAACCUUGAUAAGCCCAUUGAGUGCAAAGCCUCACCAAUUUGUACAGACCCCCAGCCUUCUGAAAAGAAUGCACAAUCUGACCAGCAGCUUGCCCUGCCAUCUACAGUGGGUGUGAGGCGUCGCAAUGCAGAUAGAAGAAGCAGGAGGAGGUCUGAGCGUGUGCAAGAAAUGAAGUCGCUGAGUGAGGGGAACCCCAUCGCAGGCUUGGGUACUUUGCUCACAAGUCCUAUUCGUAGUGACGGUGAAAAUACGAAUCAGCCACAGCGAGGAGCAGAACCAGAUUUAGCGGACCCCGUCGACACUGAGGAGUUUCAGCAUUCUACUCCUGAACCUGUCCCACCCAAAAAUAACAACAACAUCCAACAGCAGCCCAGCAGAAAAAAAGCCCAGCAGCAGCCCCGCAGCAAACCAGAACCUGCUGCAAAGAAAGCAGAGAGAGGCCGCAAACCAGACCGUGUCCCAUUAAAGAAACCUUGGGAGAAUCCAAAACCCAGAGCUCGCUCCAAGAGUCGGGACCGGUCAGCCACACGGGCUUCUAAAACAGCCCCUCUGUCACAAGGGAAUAAGCUCAAUACCUCACUGGGAUUUAAUGACACGUUUGACUUUGACUGUGAAGAGGCUGUUCACGUCACACCGUUCAAGGCCAAGGCAGAGGACAAUCAGUCGUCCACGCCCUUCACUGAAGAAAUUCCACAAGCUGAAGCUUCACCUGUGGUUUCCAAAUCAAUUGAAUCCAGCUCGUCAUCAUCACCUUCUGAAUCGGAGGACAGCCUUUAUGUCCCUCAGAAGAGCAGACGGAGACAGACUUCCCCUGACAAGGCCAAAGUGAUCACAACUCGUAGAGGCCGGCCCUCUAAAGUCGUCAGACAGAAAGAAAACAUCCCUCCUAAACAGGAGAUCUCUGUCUUUAGAGAUGAGGCUGUAGAGCCUGAAAAGGAAGAAGCUCGUCACUCCUCUGACUUUAGCUUCUCUAACAGCCCUGACCCAGCGAUUUUGAGACAGGAAAAUCACCAAGAGCCUCAAAGAGGGGUUAUUGAGAAGGAUUGUUUGCUGCCUGUCAGCCCUCUGGUUGAAGUGGAGAUGAUGAGAAUAGACAGCGUCCUGUCCAAUUUCGGAGAUUCCUCCGGUGAAGCUCCUCCUCCUUUACCCCACAAAACGCCCCAGAGGGUCAAGACGAGCAAAAAACGUGGGCUUGGUGUAAGGACAGCUGGGCGGGGCUUGAGUCUGUGUGAUGUGACCAAUAUGUCCCCUGCAGCCUAUCGCAAAUUCUCCCAUGGUGGCUCACGGCCCUCAGAUGCCCGAUGCUCCACCCCUGUUCCUGCUCGCAAGCGGCGCUGCACCAUGGUGGUGGACUACAAGGAACCCACGCUAAACGCGAAACUUAGGCGUGGAGACAAGUUCACAGACUUGCAGUUCCUCCGCUCCCCUAUUUUCAAGCAGAAGUCUGGAAGGAGGUCUGUACAGAAAUCAAGGAGCUCUACUAGCAGCCAGCAGCCAUUUGAGAAAUACAAUGAGUCAUUUGUUGGCUGUCGCUGAAGGCAGCUACGAUGGCCCUGUUCGGACCUGGCAUUAACAGUGAGUGAUCAAAACACAAGUGGACAGCUUUAAGUACGUCUGUUCACACCUGGCAUUAGAAUGCGUCUCCACAUGCGUCUUCAGUGACCACUUGUGAUCCGAUCUCACUUCCCCGCUCUAUAUGCAAAUAAACACGUAGUAAACACACGGCUAAUAGAGCAGACGUUGUGACAUAAUACGGGUGUUAGCUCCGUACAAAUUUAGAUUAUUAAGAGCAAAAAGGCUGUUUCCAUGCCGCGAGGCAGACAAGUGCUCGCGACUGCCUGUCUAUUCACAUGAGGAGCACAGAGACCCGUGGAUCCCAGCGGGACGUCAGUUGAGCAGGGAGAGAUCGUUCACACCUGUACUUAGAGCUGUCCACUUGUGAUCCGAUCACUGAGGACUCUCUUAAUACCAGGUCUGAAUAUGGCCCUUGUUGAGUAUUGGCUGGCCUUGUCAGUUUUAAUGUGAUUUCUUAGUUUUGACAGUAUCACUCUCACGGUUGUAUUUCUUUAUGUGAUGACCAACUGUGAUCAGUUUUUUAUCUUAUUUUUUUUACUUUCUUCUCUCUUGCAUUUCUCCUCGUUAUCUCUAGCUAUAUGUAUUAAUUACUAUUUUAUGAACAUGGCCAGAUUUUCCAAUUCUAUCCUGACUUAGUGCAUAUUAUUGUCGUCUCAUAAAUUUGUAUCUGUUUCCUUAAUCAUAUAUUCUAUGACAAUAAAUUUCUUUAUUGCAAGU
Molecule: messenger RNA, 3061 nt
Organism: Sebastes umbrosus (honeycomb rockfish)
Lineage: Eukaryota; Metazoa; Chordata; Actinopteri; Perciformes; Sebastidae
Gene: sgo1
Product: shugoshin 1
Exons: 9
Coding region: 341-2305 (654 amino acids)
Biological process (GO): meiotic chromosome segregation
Cellular component (GO): chromosome, centromeric region; nucleus
Source: RefSeq, a predicted model, not a curated record